This is a messenger RNA of Lodderomyces pseudojiufengensis, 543 nucleotides long. It is a transcript of the gene GIS2, whose product is annotated as mRNA-binding translational activator. Lineage: Eukaryota; Fungi; Ascomycota; Pichiomycetes; Serinales; Debaryomycetaceae. Gene Ontology annotation, biological process: positive regulation of cytoplasmic translation. The transcript has a single exon. Gene Ontology annotation, cellular component: cytoplasm. The record is from RefSeq and is a predicted model, not a curated record. Gene Ontology annotation, molecular function: single-stranded RNA binding; translation regulator activity; mRNA binding. The coding region runs from base 1 to 543 and encodes 180 amino acids.
AUGGCUGCUGUAUUUCCUAGAACUUGUUACAAAUGUGGUGAAGUUGGACACGUUGCUGAUGAUUGUACUCAAGAAGAAAGAUUAUGUUAUAACUGUCAUAAACCAGGUCAUGAAUCAGGAGAUUGUUCAGAACCAAAACAAACAAAUUCAAAACAAUGUUAUUCAUGUGGGGAUGUAGGUCAUAUUCAAACUGAAUGUCCAAAUCAAGAACAAGGUACUAAAUGUUAUAAUUGUGGAAAAUUUGGUCACAUUUCAAAAAAUUGUGAGUUACCUCAACAAAAUAGUCAGUCAACUUCAUCAUCAUCACAAAGAAGACCAUUCAAUUCAUCAAGAGGUGGAUCAUCAGCUACUUGUUACAAAUGUGGUGGUCCAAAUCAUUUUGCAAGAGAUUGUCAAGCAGGUAAUGUCAAAUGUUAUGCUUGUGGUAAACCAGGCCAUAUUUCAAAAGAAUGUCAUUCAUCUUCAGGAGGUGCUAGUUAUGGAUCAAAGACUUGUUACAAUUGUGGUAAAUCUGGUCACAUUUCAAGGGAAUGUACCGCAUAA